AUGGCUCCUCCUCUGCCAACUGUGCGUCCCCGCACUCUUCCCCUCGAACUCAUCCACUACAUCAUACAAGACGCGUGGCUCUCCUUGGUGGACUACGAGUGGGGUGACCGUUGGGAGCUGUACCGAGACGUCUCUCUCGUUUCCCGCACCUGGCGCGACACCAUCGCCUCCAUUGCCCUGCGGAGCGUGAUGAUCCAGACCCCUCUAGAUCUGUCUAUCUACCGCUUACUCGUGAAACGGCGCUGGGGCUUCGACCCGGAAUCAAAGGACGUCGAACGGGCCAUGCCUGCCGCGCGCGAGUAUUUCCAGCGAUCCGAGCUUCUCAUCGUCCUCGCAGACUGGACAUGCCCCAGUUCAACAGGUUUCUACUUCUCUACCGACUACGCGCGCAUCCCGUGCUACAUUCCGGCGUGCAAACACGUCUCGGUGAUCAUCAAGGAGCUCCCGUCCAACGACCGCUUCGUCCUCCCCUACCGCCCGCUCUUCGAGUUCCUCACCCAAUACACCACCACGCGCGACCUCUAUCUCCUCUGGACGUACACGCACAUCAACAGGUAUAUCCUGCCGACCGACCCGAUGCGUGGCGUGACGUACCUGCGCAUCCACGAGUACCCGCGCUGCGUUUGCCACAACUACCACUAUGCAUCUGGGCACACCCACGACGUGGAGUGCUUCUCGUAUCACCUCCCCUCGCUCUUCCCGGACCUCACGCACAUCCAUCUCGAUACCCCAUACAUCCUCAAGUGCCUCUCCACGCCGCCGAGCGUCACGCGCCUCACGCUCGAGGCGCCCCCGAUCCACUAUCUCGCCACCAUAGGGCAUUUCAGCUCGCUCAUGGGCUGGAACAUCGUCUCCGCGCUCGCGCUAGGCCUCUUCCGCCGCGAGGACCGGGACGCGCCGCGGAAGAAGAUCGUCGUCAACGCGGGCAUGAAGGAGCCCACCGGCUGGACCCAGGCUCUUGCGGCCUGCGAGGCGCACGACGUCGAGCUUGAGCUCCGUCACGUAUACCUCACCCCUGACACUAUCUCGCCGCUUCCUACCCAACCCGUAUUGUCGGAUUCAGAACGCCCACGCGUUCCUCUUUUACAUUCGGGUGCGGCCUGAAGGAUCUCUUAGGGGUGCAAAGGGCUUCAAUGUUCAAAGAUCGUUUGUAGAGCGCGCUCGUUUAACGGCCGUCUGCGACUUGUACUAUCACCAACUGUAUCCAUACUCUCCGGUCCCGGUGACUGCUCUGUUUGUUGUUAAGGAUGUAAUAGC
Messenger RNA from Trametes versicolor FP-101664 SS1, 1257 nucleotides. RefSeq lists its product as uncharacterized. Lineage: Eukaryota; Fungi; Basidiomycota; Agaricomycetes; Polyporales; Polyporaceae. The record is from RefSeq and is a predicted model, not a curated record. Bases 1 to 1104 code for a protein of 367 amino acids. The transcript has a single exon.